AUGGGCUCUUCUAAUCACACCGUUGUUACUGCUGAUUCAAAGUUUUUUAUCAUGUCUACUGUUGAAACAUUUCACGAAAUUUCACCAUUUCUUGUUCAUAAGCUUAUUCAGUCACAUAUUGGAGAAGUGAAAAAUGUUAAAAAAUUGAAAUCUGGAGACUUAUUAAUAGAAGUAUCGAAUUCUUCACAAGCAAUAACUUUAAGAAAACUUACUACAUUAGGAAACAUAGAAGUUAAUGUUUCUGUGCACAUAAGUUCAAAUUUCUCUCGCGGAGUUAUUUCUGAGCAUGGUCUCAAAAAUCACACUGAAUCAGAACAGGUUCAGGAAUUGUCAGAACAAAAAGUUUGUGCAGCACGCCGUAUUUACAUGAAACGGGAUGGUCAGUUAAUUCCUACGCAACAUGUUGUCUUAACGUUUUCAACUACUGAUCUACCAAAAUUUAUCAAAGCAGGUUACUUAAGAUGCACUGUAAAUCCGUAUAUUCCAAAUCCAGACAGAUGCUUUAAAAGCCAAAAAUUUGGCCAUUCACAGCAGGCUUGCAGAGUGUUGAAAAUCUGUGCUAAGUGUUCUGUUUCUGGUCACUUCUCUUCUGAGUGUAUUUCUGAUGAUAUAAAAUAUAUAAAAUGCCGUGGAGAUCACCCAUCGUAUUCGAGAUCUUGUCCUCAAUGGAUACUCGAAAAAGAAAUCCUUUCAACAACGAUACGUCGAAAUAUUUCCUUUGCUGUAAGCCAAGAAAUUAGUUACUGA
Messenger RNA from Argiope bruennichi, 747 nucleotides. RefSeq lists its product as uncharacterized. Lineage: Eukaryota; Metazoa; Arthropoda; Arachnida; Araneae; Araneidae. Bases 1 to 747 code for a protein of 248 amino acids. The record is from RefSeq and is a predicted model, not a curated record. Gene Ontology annotation, molecular function: zinc ion binding; nucleic acid binding. The transcript has a single exon.